UGCCCUUUCUCCUUCGUUCGAAACUCCCUCAGUUUAUCGUCUUCAGUCUGUCUUGACUUCGCGCUCCGCCCAAUUCCAAUUUCGGUGACGCUUCCUGCCAAAGCGACGCGUAUGCUGACACGCAGUUGCAAGCCACUCCUACGCAUAGAUUCACUUCUGUCUUUACUUGGACCUUCCGUUUUUUUCGAGACACAACAGAUGGCUGUCGCCUGGUGUGACACACUUACCACGGAAUGUGCUCAUGUACCGCGCAUCUGUAGGGGCAUCUGUAUGGCGGGUGAAACAGACAAGGAACUCGAGUUCGUGCGCUGUCGGCAAUGUAGCAGUUGCUGGGAAGUUACGGGGCGGGCGUUUUGCAUUCUUUCUUCAACUACCAGCAGGCAGCAGGGAAGUUCUUUUAAUCAAUUGCGACGCGCCUCUCGUCUAUUUUGUGCAUUUUAACCUCGCAAAAGUCGCCCCUGACCUCGUCCCAGUGUCGCGCGCAAAGAAGCUCGCUUCUCCAUGUGUCUUCGCGGCUCGUCGCCCACUUUUUCGUUCUCGUCCACGUUUUCUUCCUCUCUACCGGCGGUCUCAGUGAGACAAAAGAAAACCGUUUUUUACCACCGUCAACGACGCAAGGGGAAAGGCGUUUCUUGUCGUCCACUUCCCCGCCCUUUUCGUUGCAGCUGAACUACGCUCCGAGCACCCAGCCUGCUGUCCAGGUCUCGAGGUUUUCUUUGUGUCGAAUUUCUGUUCCUUCGUUUCCCUCCGCUGUCCGGCUUCUCAAUUACUCCAUAUCACUCCAGCGCAUAGCAUUUAAACGCAACGAAAAUGCACAAAUGAGCGAGGUGGACAGGCAGCGACACGGAAAAUUGUACACGGGGGACAAGCGACUGCGUUGAUUCUGCCGACCUUGCUCCCUGGCGCUGGCGUGUUUGUUGCUCUCCGUCUUUCCCGCGCGUUUAUGCCGAGUGUGCUAGCUUUCGUUUCUGGAAGCUUGUUCAGAGAAAAUGGAAUUUGUGGCUGCGGCCGGAGGAUCGGCGGCGUCGGGCGAGUAGCCGCCUUGCUUGGGUCUGUGGCACUGUUGUCGUCUCUGCGUUUUUUCUGGCUCCUCGUCGUCUUCCUUUACGCAUUUAUGCGUGAAAGUCGUGAGGGAGCAGAUUCGGUUCGCCCUCCCACUGACCGUUUGAGUUUUACACAGGGGUUCCUACCUCUGUACCGCUCUUUUCCGUCGCGCUUCAAACCGCUUGUGGGCUGGUUUUGUCCGUUCCGUAGCUCCUCAUUUUUUGCUUCCCUUUCCUCAAUCUAUCUGCGACACUGUCGCCGUCUGUCUCCCUCUCUUUGCACAACUCUAUUAGCUCGAGUGUCUUUGCCAAAAGACCUCUCUCCCGCGGUGUUCCAUGCUCAAAGUACCACGGUUAUUUGCUUCGCAGUGCCUGCCGAGUUUCUCGCUUUCUCGUUCAACCAACUCCCGGCAGGCGCCCCUUUCUUCUUUCCGUCUUUCCUUCUAACAUUUUGGGACCUCUCUGCUUCACACGUGGUCUGUAUUCUUCGUCGAGUUCUCUUCGCCAGCCAGGCAAGCCUUGCAAGUCUUCCAGGUCGCUGCCAGUGGGAAAAGCCUGCAAGAGAGAAAGACAAGCAGCGAAAAGCGACUAGGCGGAGACCGCAGAAAAUAGACGUCUUCCUUCUUCGCGCUGGGCGAGGGCUCUAGGUAUCUGUGCUCGCCGCUUCGCGAGCACCAUGGCCAUCUGAAAAGAGCUUGUGCAGGGGCAUGGUUUCUUUCCCCCGCUUCGAUCGUCUCUUUCUUUCGUGUUUCUACGCAACUCAACAGGAUGGCGGGAAUCCACGUUCGCUAUCGCACCUACGCGCUUCUGUCGCUCCUCAGCGUCGUCACGCUGGUGCUGCGGACGUGGUACGUCCACGAGGAGUUGUACACAGUCGUUGCAGUGCUGAGUACAGGCAAAAUUGCCCUUGCGCUGUUCUACAACUGUGCGUUCAUGCUCUUUCUCGGGCUCGGCAAACUCGCGAUGCGUCUGAUGGUCGGGAGUCUGCGGGACCUGGAGAUGGAGCAAGUCAUCGACAGCGGUAGAGGCUUCCUCCUCGACACAGUUCUCUUCCUCGUUCUCUCUUCCCCGACGCUCGACGGCGCCGAGGUCUCUACCCACGCCCUCGCCAAGUUUCUCCUCAUCGUCGUCUCCCUCAAGACUGCCCACCUCGUUGUCCAGAUUCGCGGCGGAACGCUGUUUGAGGUCGGCAAUCCUCGCACGAGUGUGCUGCUCAGGAUAUGCAUCGCUCUGUUUAGUCUCCUCCUGCUCGACAUCUGCGCUGUCCACUUCUUCUUCGUCAAUUCAAGCAAGGCUUCGACUUUCUAUCUCUGGCUUCUCUUCGAGUGCCUGGGAAUGCUCGUCUCCUGCGCUAUCAGCACCCUCAAGUUCGCCGUUCACGUCGUCGACGUCCGCCUAGACAACGGAUGGGCAGCCAAGUCAGCUGUCAUUUUCUACCUCGAGCUCAUCCACGAUGUCACAAGUCUUGUUAUCUUCCUGCUCUUCAUGUCGGUCUUUUUCAUCACGCAACCAAGUCGACUGCCGCUGUACAUGACCGCGGACAUCAUCCACGUUGUCAAGACCCUUUACAAGCGCAUCUUGUCUUUCAAGAGGUACCGCGCACUCACCAAGAAUCUCGAAAUUAGGUUCCCAGAUGCGACGGCUGAAGAGUUAGAAACGGCAGACACCUGCAUCAUCUGCAGAGAUCUCCUCUUUGAAGGGUCGAAGAAACUUCCAUGCAGCCAUAUUUUCCACAUCGACUGUCUCCGCUCCUGGCUUGUGCAGCAACAGUCCUGUCCUACUUGUCGUGCGGACAUACCCAGCGACGAUUCCCCAUCAACCACGGCCCCUGGCACCGCGACUGAGGCUCCACCACAGCACCCCCGCAGUGGCGUGCCCGAUCAGAAUGUCGAGAUGGACAGGGGAGACAGUAGGACGGUGUCAGCCUCUUCCCCUGUGUCUUUUGAUCGGCCAACUUCGACAGAUCCCGUCCCUCAGAGCGACGCUGAGGGGCACGAUAAAACCGACCGUUCAGUUGGCUUCGCAGAAAUACCCGAUGGACAUCCUGAGAGGAGUGGAGGCGGAUUACUUGGCGACGCGAGGCUUCGUGGUAUUGAUAAUCACUGGACCAACGUCUCCGCGAACACUCUGGCGACACAGGCACUGCUACAGUCUCUGCAGCUCGCUUGUCAGACUUGUGAUUUCUACCGCUUGCAUGCGUCGUUGUGGACGAUUGAGGCUCAGCGGGCGCAGUUGGCAGCGUCUCGUUUGCAAGCACUACGUUAUUGUCAAGCUCCUCAACGGAGUGGAAGUUUGGACGCAGACACCCAGAGAGUUUCUGGGCAGCAGGGGCCUGGGAGCAACGAUGCGUCGGCACCUGCGCCAACAGCAGAGAAUGAAGCUGGAGCCAUGGGACAGUCUGCAUCACAGGGUCCUGCGAUAAACCGUGGUAGAAAUUUUAUAGUUGUCUGCCCUAGUCACCUGUUUCAUCAUCAAGGAAGCGGGAUGUUGCCGCCGCCAAUGUACUUUCCAUCGCUGAUGCCAUCAUUCGACGCAACACAGAUGCCGUCAGGAUUUGCUGAAGUACCCUCCUCUUCCUCGCAUGCCACCCCCAAGUUGGGACCUAGCGAUUGUGUGAACGGUGAAUGGCCUGGGCAGGCUUCCGCAGGUUCAGCAUUCGACUUCGCGCAUGGAGGCGAGGGUUUUUUCUGUCAUAGUGUUCCGCGUUUGCAGCCAUCGCCUCUCCAGACACGACCGUACUCAAGCGACUACGUUGGGAGUUCGUCUUUAUCAGGUUUGGCAGCGGUGGCACCAGCGGCGAAUGCUCCCCUGCCAUCACAGACGAGAAUUUCACCAUGCGUGGGCGAAAAUAGGACCCCAGAUAGUGGGCCCGGAAAUGGGCAAGAGGAGCGGACAAUCUAAGUCUGACAAGCAGACAAAGUGGUAGCGUACAGUUCGCUGCAGUGUAUGCAGUCGUAACUUGCUGGUCCACAGGCUACGGAUUGGUUCUAUGCUAAUACGAAACUAACCCUUAAGGGGUGUAACUGUGUGGCCAUAUCUGAGGUGCGUUUUGCUUCCUGCUGCACUACCACUUGUCCGUUGUUGCAUUUGGAGUAGGACAACUUGCCCGCCGCCAAAAGGCAUCCACCCGAUUAUGGCGUGCGGAACUGUAGCUGUAGUGCUGGGUAUCACAUCAGGAUAAGAAUACACAUGGUCAAGUUGUUGAUGGACGUGGGAUGUAAAGGUGAUAGUCACUGUCGUCGUGGUCCUGAUUCCAUUCAAGCUGGUGCCGUGAUCUAACAGUGAGUCGACUACAUAAUUGUUUUCUUGUUGCCGGUACAGUUUGCAGGAUUGGGACAACGAAUCAUCGAGUGUAGAUCUGUCGUCAUAUGUGUAUCGAUGUCUAUGAUGCUGUUGAAGAUGCUGACAGUUAUUGUUAGAGGGGGAGACCCUCUCACUAUUCUGGCAGACGUGACCAGCCACAAAGAGUGCUCAUAUGCUCUGCUGUUUGAAUUUGUUUAAGGGUAAAUACUUGUGAUAGGGUUGCGUCGAGCGUUAUAUGCAGUGGUAUGAUGUCAAGUAACAUGUUGAGGUGUGUGUAGUGAGCUUUUGGUAGUGUUUGUGUAGGAGUUGUAUGUGGUUGAUUUUUUUCCAAGUGGAACAGCGGAGUAGAUACGUUUGGAGGGUAGCGGCUACGGGGGAGUUACGCUGGCGCAGGCCAUAUGCGAUGUAUGCCGGACAGUGGCAUGUAGAGCGGUACCGUAUAAUCGAUGCGUUUGAAACUGUGGAGACUGGUUGUCAAUAAGCCUACUUCUGUAAAAGCAUCUUACCACCGUGACUCCCAAUUGUGUUCGCUGCACCACACACGGAAUCUAGUCCGAUUCUCCUGGUCGUCUUUCCAAGCUACGACUUUCGA
This is a messenger RNA of Toxoplasma gondii ME49, 4938 nucleotides long. Its product is annotated as zinc finger, C3HC4 type (RING finger) domain-containing protein. The coding region runs from base 1812 to 3944 and encodes 710 amino acids. Lineage: Eukaryota; Apicomplexa; Conoidasida; Eucoccidiorida; Sarcocystidae. The transcript has 8 exons. The record is from RefSeq and is a predicted model, not a curated record.